Molecule: messenger RNA, 1080 nt
Organism: Olea europaea var. sylvestris
Lineage: Eukaryota; Viridiplantae; Streptophyta; Magnoliopsida; Lamiales; Oleaceae
Product: pre-mRNA cleavage factor Im 25 kDa subunit 2-like
Exons: 8
Coding region: 79-681 (200 amino acids)
Cellular component (GO): mRNA cleavage factor complex
Molecular function (GO): mRNA binding
Source: RefSeq, a predicted model, not a curated record
AUGGGCGUCAAGCGUCAACCGCUCCACUGCCUCUCUGCUCUCCCGCUUUGCCGGUUGAAGAAUUACAGAUAAGCGAAAAUGGUGUCGUCAGCAGUGGUAAAUACGUAUCCACUGCCAAGCUACACUUUCGGCGCCAAAGAGCCCAAAAUGGAGAAAGACACCUCCGUCGCCGAUCGCCUUGCCCGCAUGAAAGUCAAUUACAUGAAGGAGGGGAUGAGGACUAGCGUCGAAGGAAUUUUGUUGGUAGAAGAGCAUAAUCAUCCCCAUAUUCUUCUUCUGCAAAUUGGAAAUACUUUCUGUAAACUCCCAGGUGGCCGACUGAAGCCGGGAGAGAACGAAAUUGAAGGCUUGAAAAGGAAACUUUCCAGCAAACUCGCUGUGAAUUCACCUGGUCUUGAGCCAGAUUGGCAGAUAGGUGAAUGUGUGGCAACAUGGUGGAGACCAAAUUUUGAAACCACAAUGUACCCUUACUGCCCUCCACAUAUAGCAAAACCCAAAGAGUGCAAGAAGCUUUUCAUUGUUCACCUGUCAGAGAGAGAGUACUUUGCUGUUCCGAAGAACUUGAAACUUCUUGCUGUUCCGUUAUUUGAACUCUAUGACAAUGUUCAGAGAUACGGACCUGUAAUUUCCACCAUUCCGCAGCAGCUAUCCCGUUUCCAGUUCAACAUGAUCCACUCAUAGAUUCUUCCUAGAAACUCAUACGAAGAUAGAUGCACCCAGAGAAUUCAAAUUUUCAUUUAAGAGCCUGGUUUCUUCCCGCAGCCUUGGUUUGUGGAAGAUGUCACAUUAUGAUUGAAGUCUUCUCUUAUUUCUAAAACUUGUUGAGCAUUUUGCUGAACACAAACGAAAUUUGACGUCUAGAUUGCUGUAGGGGAUUCAAUGUAAGAAUUGUUGAUGGUUCUUUUGACAUAUUUGGUAAGUUGAAUUAGAUUCCAGUAUUGCGCACGAAAUAUGCCCCGUAGGCGUGGGGACAGGAUUAGAAUGGUGGUACUGGGCUUAUUAAUGUUGUCCCUGCAAAUGUGUUCUAGCCAAGAUGUAACACUGAUGAAGUAAUGUUCAAUCUUUGGAUUGAGCUUAAAA